This is a messenger RNA of Mercenaria mercenaria, 9411 nucleotides long. Its product is annotated as rhotekin-like. The record is from RefSeq and is a predicted model, not a curated record. NCBI's taxonomy places the organism in Eukaryota, Metazoa, Mollusca, Bivalvia, Venerida, Veneridae. Bases 1936 to 3360 code for a protein of 474 amino acids. The transcript is spliced from 11 exons. Gene Ontology annotation, biological process: mitotic cytokinesis; signal transduction; actomyosin contractile ring assembly. Gene Ontology annotation, cellular component: actomyosin contractile ring.
UUCAUUGAUUUUCACAUGGAAAUAACAACAGAUGUCUGUGUAAAAGACAGAAAUUAGGGGCUGUUGCCCUAUUCCCGUUGAAGGGUUUCUUUGUGGACUUAAUCUUAUGAUAUAAACAUGAUAAAUGGAUGUAUAUGGUUUUUUACACACAUAUGGGCUUACAAAUGAAGGGGUUUUUUUUUAAGAUGUACUAGUAUUGUGAAUGGAUAUCUUUUUCAGAAAUAUUAGUUGGUUGUAAUACUAGUACUUAGGUACGUUUACACAAGAGGAAAUUAUUUAGGGUAUGAAGCGAAAACAGGCAUUUAAGGAUCUAAAAAAAAUUUACAGAAAAAUUUUCCCUCAUUUCUGAUUCGCUUUAAUAUUGAUCUUUCUGUGUGCAUGACAAAUUAGACUUACAAAGAAUUACCGAGAAAAAAGCAGACACUCUGUUGAUGAGAUAUACAUGACAAAAUUCUAUUGCAAGAAGAAAUCAUGAAUUUUCAUGAAAAGGAAUAGAAUCGUGGGAGCGGCAUUUACACCAUAUCUUACAACAAGCACUUUGGGAAAAGUUACAUCAGACGUUCCUUGUUUUUUUGGUGGAAUAAUCAGAGGAGAGAUUAAAAUCACAGGAUGUACAUGAAGCGUGGCUUUUGUAUGUCUGAUUCAUAAAACAUAAUUGGCAACGAUCACGACAUUAAAUGUGUUUUUGACAUGAAAAUGGUAGAAGGUCGUAGGUAAAUUACAUGACAUGGCUAUGGGAGUUAUCUAGAGUAUUGUGAAAUUGCGAAUACAUGUACAUGCAUGUUAAAUGCAUUGAUAACAUGGUUUCACUUUGUGUUUUUUUGUUGCAUUAAUUUACGGUGAGUGUCUAUAAAGGACAAAAUGGAUGUUACUCAUAAUGGGAAAUGUUGUUGUAAAAAUCGUUUGAUAACACAAAAUUAAUUGAAAGAAAAGUAGACAGUUUGUCUCAAAGAGGCUGAAGAUUAUUCACCUGACUCGUUUUAUAACGAUCAAGGAAUUUUCGUAAUUUAUACAGUAUAAUAUCCGAGACAUGAAUAUUUUACAAUGCAUUUUCAUUCAUAAAGCAAAACAGCUGACUACAGUAUGUCUUGAAGUCAUCAGGAUAUUUUAUUUCACCAAGUACAUUUUACAUGCUUAAUGCCACAUGCAAACACAUGUGCUCACCUUUUUUCUUAGCACUCUCAUGAUAUAUAUGCUACAAGUAUAAGAGAAUGGGAUCUAAAUUCACAGGGAAUCUUAUUGUGUGUAAAAAUUCUUACUUUGUCUACAUUCAUAAUUUAUGUUGUAAUUGACCUGAAAGAUAGAUGCAGAGAAAAACCUGUUUAAAUGAACUUCUACUGGAUUAAUGAAGUUCCUUGAAACUAAUAAUUCAGAAGAAAUUACUUAAUCUUUAGACAAGGUACUUAAGAUGUUGAAAGUUGUGGUUAGUUUUGACAAAUUAUGCUAUCAAAAACAUAAAACAGUACUUCAGUAUACUAGUAAGUACAAAGGUCAGUUUUUUCCUUGGUAAAAAUUUUUUAAUUGACUCUUGACUUUGUCGGAUGUUUAAGAGUGGUGUAGGUUGUCAUAACGAGGAUAUAAUUGUUUCUAUAUUUAUUAUAAUAACGGUUAUUGCCAUCUAUAAUGUGAGCUUUUGUGUGGCUGUAUUGCAUACACAUGGGAAUUUUGAAGAAAUGGAAUUUAUUGGUGUUAUGAACUUAUGAAUAUUUUAGUAGAAAGAGGGCAUAGUAAUUUACUAAUAGGAUAAUGCACUAUAAGUAAGCUGUAUGAGUGGAAAAUAAAGUUCAUGUGAAAAUAUAUGUGGGAUGUACUGAUAAUAAAAUAGGUGUACACUGAGAAUAGUUUACAGUCUGAAGUUACAUAAUCGACGAUUUUACCAGAUUGUAUAAAAUUGUGAAAAUUUUGGAAAAAUUAGUGUGGUGAACCUGUUACAGUAUGGCGCAGGUGGAUAGAGAGCCCCCGGAUAAAAGCAAACCUGAGGAUCAUGAAAUGCAGCAGAAGAUAGAUUAUGAGAUUAAGAUGCGAGAAGGUACGGCACGAUUGUUGGCCGCGUCAAAACAUCCUGCACAACUGCUGGAGGCAGCAAAAAACCUGCUCACUUCAAACACGCGUAUUAUCGCUUACAUGGCAGAAUUACAGCGGAGGAAGACUGCCCAAGUGCUCGGACAAAAUAUUGACAAUGAGGGAAGCCAGGUACCAUGCAAAGCUAAGCUGAACAUGUCAGAUUUACGGAUACCCUUGAUGUGGAAGGACACAGACCAUUUCAAGAACAAGGGAGACCACCGGAGAUAUGCUGUGUUCUGUUUGGUGAAGAUAGGUACUGAGAUUUAUGACACGGCUCUGAUCACCUGUGUGGACAGAAAUAUGACAGAUCUUUCAUUUGAAGAUGUGAUAGCUUUUGAUAACAUUCCGCAUGACUUUGAGUGUGUUCUAGAGAUUUACUGCCACAAGUUACAUGAGGAUCUCACUAUGGCAAGCACACCAAAGAAACUGAAGAAGAAAGUAACUGAUUUAUCUGAGUCGGUGGGGAGAAGUGUUGGCAAGAGAUUGUCAGGAUUACAUGACUCUGAUAUAAUGGGGAAUAUGGUCUUAGGUCCAAAGUUUGAGUUGGUGGCUACAGGCACAUUAAAUCUACAGGAUGUAGAUGACGUGGUUAGAACUUUUGAUCUCAAAUUAGAAGAACAACCAGAUGGUUUGCAUUGUGAGUUGCCGUUGUUUGGCCAUUACUGCUGUCGUCUUGCCGCACUACCUCACUGUCUUGUACAGCCAGUUGUUACUGGCUACCUCAAUUUAUAUGAGGAUGAUGAUCUGUCAAAGUGGAAGAGGUAUUGGUGUGUCUUGAAGAAUCUACAGUUGUCGUGUUGGUCUGCCCCAGAUGAUGUAGAAGUUACAGCUCCCCUAGUCACUAUACAGGUCACAAAGAAUACUCAGAUCAGUGAAGCUGACCCGAGAUCUAUAGAGCGUGCUCACACAUUCCAAAUAAAGACAUUAAGUGAGAGGUACUUGUCUGAGACAACGUUAGCAGCCGAUAACAAGGAACAGAUGAACAUGUGGUGGGACGGUCUUCAACAGCAUUUACUAGAUCAAGCAUUUUGGAAACAUGCAUGUGAAUAUGUGAUGGAUGUACGACGAGCUCCUAGUAACAGAAAGUCUAUGAUCAUGGGACGUAAAACGUCAAUCUAUGAUGACACUCCACUUGCAGGACCCACACGUCUUUCAGAUGAAUUGAAAGUAGAAGAUGACAAAUUGAGUCAGAUGUUGCACACGCUAAUGGGCGAAGCCAAAGAGAUACGUAGCGGCAGCAUUAAAUCCACGUCCUCCUCAAGUUCUGGUAGUCUGAGAUCUACGUCUUCGAGUUGACGGUGAAUUCCCACUGAUGUUUUUACUCAGAUAUACCAUUGUCAGCCAAAUUGUGCUAAUGUUAAAUUUGUCAGGCAUUUAAAAUUGUCAGUCAUACUAAUAUGACAAAUCACAAUUGUCAAGAUUAAUUGUUGCCAGUUUAUUGUCAGCUGGUGAAAACAGAGUUAUUGUCAGGGUGAUGGAUUAUUGUCAGGCAUGAGAAGCUGAUUGUCAGGAAAGUCAACCUCUUCAGGGGAGUACUUGUCAGUCAGUUGUCAGCCACUAGAAAUUGAUGUUUUAUAGUCAGGCUGAUGAAUCUACACCAUGCUGGUGAAUUUGUUGUCAGCUUAUUUAACAAAUGAACAGCAGCUUCCUUGGAAUAUAUAAAAGUAACAUAUUCAGCUUGUUGCAGAGAUAGAGAUUUUCUCAGAAACUUUUCUGAAAGCUGGAUUCCCAUAUGUGGCUUUUCACCUUUCGUGUUCAGAGAGACAGCUCAGUGCAUUCAGGAGGAGUUUUGAGAAAUAUAACUUUAUAAUCAUGUCACACAAUAUAUGACUUGACAUUAGUCAGUACACACUGUCAUAAAAUGACAGCAAGUAAGAGACUUUUCAAAGGGCAUUUUUUUGACUGAAAAAUGUGUUUAACCUGUGCCAGUAAAAUAGAGAAAAAAAUACUUAUUAGUUUUCAAGGAACUGUUAUUUGAAAUGUGCAUUGUUUAAAAUAAUGUCGGCAAGAAAAAUGAUUUAGGUGACUAGAUUUACUGUCAAAUGACUAAUGAAUUCAGUGUUAUUUAGAUAUGCUUGUUCUGUAUUAGGAAGAAACUAACUGGACACAAAAAUGUGCUUUAGGUACUGGGAAAGUUGAAAACAAAUGUUUAAGGAAUACUUUUUGAACAUUAAAUUUAAGCCUAUUGAAAACCAUCUCAAAACAAAGGUAUGAAUGUUAAAAUAUUACCUGUAUUGAAAGUUGCAUAAACAGUAUUCAAAUAUAAAUUUAAAGGCCAAAGGUUUUUUCUUUCAUUUUUGAAGUAUAAAUUGUACAGAUUUUUUUUUAAACCAGACAUACCCAAGGUACAUUUAUUUGUCACCAUAUGAUUGUUGUAGUUGUGCGCGUAAGAUAUUUUAUCUAAAUGUUUUAUAAUAUACAGAACAUAUUACAAGGUUUUAAAUAUUUUAGACAGAUUUUUUUUUUAUUUAAGACAUCUAUGUGUGAAAAAAUUGAGUUGUGCAACUUGAGUACCUAAAAUGUUGACAUUAUAACGAGAAACUUUUUAGAUUAGGGAGAUAAGUGUGUUAGUUAUGGAUUACCAAUCCUGUGAGAGUAAUUCUCCAACAUUUUAACUCCUAUAUCAGUAAAUUUAAAGAAAUAUUUUAAUGGAAUUGGCAUUCUCCAGUAUUUCGCUUUUUCGAUUGGAGAAGGUGGAUUAAUUGUUUACAUUUCUGAUAAAGUGACACAACAUUUCUGUGUUGAAUUUUUUUUUUUAAACUGAAUAGUUAUUAAUGUUUAUUUUAUGUUAAAGAAAACCUUUUACAUAAGAAUAGUCAAAAUCGUGUUAGGAGAUGAUAUUGCUAAAAAAAAUAAGGUAUAAUUUGCGAUUAAUUCACGAUAUAUCAACUUGCACGCUUUUCUGCAGUGUAUUUUUACAGCAUGCAUUUUGUGCCAAAUACAGCUUAAAAAAGGUUCUGUGAAAUAACACACCAAAGAACUUUUUAUAUUGUGUAAAUAAUAAUGUCUGAUGCAUGUAGUGAUGAAUAGCUGAACAUGUAAGGGAUUUAUUAAAGUGUGUUGAUCACAGAAUAACACUUUUACAGAAAGUAUUUUUAUCAUCUUUACUGUUUCAAUUUUUACAGUAGGAAAAAAAAAGUUUUGUUGAUUGUUGUGAAACAUACUUGCCUAAAAAUGUUAAGUCAGUAGUGAUAGGCCUGGGGAUCAAGUUUCAUAUUCAGGACUAUUUUCUGUACCAGUUUAACUAUCAUAGUUGUAUUUUGAAGCCACUUCUGAAAAUAGCAUGAUACAUAUUUAAAGCAAAGUUUUACUGGCUUGAAACGCUGUAAAAUGGUUGAAUGAUAUACUGAAAAUGGUUUCAAACAUUACACAAGCUAAUGUAACAUUUUUUUUUUAUUCCCCACCCCCCCAAAAAUAAUGAAAAUUGGCUUGUUUCAUUAAAAAUGGCAUAUUUAUGCCCCCCUUUGAAAAAGGAGGGGUAUAUUGUUUUGCAGAUGUCGGUCGGUCUGUCGGUCGGUCGGUCGGAAUGUAGACCUAUCCGUUUCCGGAUGAUAACUCAAGAACGCUUGGGCCUAGGAUCAUGAAAGUUGAUAGGGAGGUUGGUCAUCACCAGUAGAUGACCCCUAUUGAUUUUGAGGUCUGUAUGUCAAAGGUCAAGGUCAAGGUGACCCUGAAUAGUAAAAUGGUUUCCGGAUGAUAACUCAAGAACACUUGGGCCUAGGAUCAUGAAAGUUGAUAGGGAGGUUGGUCAUGACCAGCAGAUGACCCCUAUUGAUUUUGAGGUCAGUAUGUUAAAGGUCAAGGUCACAGUGACCCUGAACAGUAAAACAGUUUCCGGAUGAUAACUCAAGAACGCUUAGGCCUAGGAUCACGAAAGUUGAUAGGGAGGUUGGUCAUGACCAGCAGGUGACCCCUAUUGAUUUUGAGGUCAGUAUGUCAAAGGUCAAGGUCACAGUGACCAGGAACAGUAAAAUGGUUUCCAGGCAAUAACUCAAGAACGCUUGGGACUAGUGUCAGGAAAAUUGAUAGUUAGGUUGGCCAUGACCAGCAGAUGACCCCUAUUGAUUUUGAGGUCAGUAUGUUAAAGGUCAAGGUCACAGUGACCCUGAACAGUAAAACAGUUUCCGGAUGAUAACUCAAGAAUGCUUAGGCCUAGGAUCACGAAAGUUGAUAGGGAGGUUGGUCAUGACCAGCAGGUGACCCCUAUUGAUUUUGAGGUCAUUAGGUCAAAGGUCAAGGUCACAUUGGCCAGGAACAGUUAAAUGGUUUCUGAUCUUCUUGUCCAAAACCAUAGGGCCUAGGGCUUUGAUAUUUGGUAUGUAGCAAAAUCUAGUGGUCCUCUACCAAGAUUGUUCAGAUUAUUUCCCUGGGGUCAAAUAUGGCCCCACCCCUAGGGUCACAUGGUUUAUAUAGCCUUAUAUAGGAAAAAGCUUUGAAAAACCUCUUGUCCAAAACCACAGGGCCUAGGGCUUUGAUAUUUUGUAUAUGACAUCAUCUAGUGAUCCUCUACUAAGAUCAUUCAAAUUAUUCCCCAAGGGUCAAAUAUGGCUCCGCCCUGUGGGUCACAUGGUUUACAUAUACUUAUUUACAGUGUGCAUAUAAUUUCUGUUCCUUGUGCAAUUACUAAAUGCAUCAAGGGGGGGCAUUUCGUGUUCGACGAGCUCUUGUUUCCAAAUUAGUUUGAAUAUUUCAGUUGUCAACACCCUAGAUAUUAAUUCGCGUGUAAAUAAUUUAUGCCCGACAGCUUACGUGUGUAUUUAUAGUAUGUGUGUAUAAAUCAUGCAUAUAAUUGUGCUCACAUUUCUAAAUGUAACAUAUUUGUUCUUGUUACUUGGGGAUCAAUAGCAGGUACUGACCCAACUUCUUAUAAAUUGAUAGGUUUUUUUUUUUGGUUUUAGAAAAAAAUAUGGAUACAAAUUUGGUUUAUUCAUUAUCUUGAUAUUGAAGUACUGUUAAAAAAAUGGUUGAUGAAAUUUUUGUCAUUGGAAUAUGUUAAGGCUGUACCUAUUUGGCUUCUUUCUGCUGCAUUGAAAUGAUGUAUUUACGAUUUAAGACUAAAUAUGAUCUGUAUAUUUUAGCAUAGUGCUGUGAUGUUUGUCUUAUGUGAAAUACUGUAAUACAACAGGCUUUUUAUGUGAUUUAAGGAGAAAAAAAGAGAUCACUUUAGAAAAUAAAUCAUACAUGUCAUUUUAAGAUAUAUCAUUAUUUUUUAACAUUUUUGGAGAAAAAAAGGAUGAAACAGUAAUUUUUUUAAAAGAGAAUUGUAGUAGAUAUUACAACAGGGUUGUAUUUCUAAAAUGCAGUUACAGUACAUGCCAAGUAAAGCCUCUUUCAAACCAUAUUCUGCACUAGUCACACUUGUAAAACAUGAUUAUAUUCAGUAAACUGGGCAGUUAUGGUGUCAGUGUUACUUUUCAGUUUUAUAGACAACAGUCAUAUUUGUGGUUGUUAAUAUUUCAUGUUUUAUAGUCUAUUAUUCUUUUGGAGAAAACACUGUUAAAUAGGCCUGAGUUUCUGUAAUUUGUGUGUCAUUUUGUUCCUUAAAGGCGUAAAAAUGAAACCAAGUCUACAGUUAUUGAAAAGGGGUCUCCCAAAGUCUGUGUGGUUAAGUUCACUGACUUCAAACCACUUGCCACUCACCUAUGUUGGUUCAAAAAAUCAGUUUGGAUGUAGAAUUCUUCACUUAAGGAAGAGAUCCAGCUGGCUUGCAGGAGGUCCCUGGUUCUACCUAGGUACCAGGCCUUGCCUGAAACAAUGGUUGGAGGUGCUCCUUGGGUCUUUCUCCACAGUCAAAAGCUAGAAAAGUCCCCAUAUGAUAUAAAUUUUGUCAGAUGUGACUCUAAACAUAACAAAAAUCAAAAAUAGUAAUUAAAUGCUUCCCUUUUAACAAUGAAUGUUUUGGAGAUUAUAAUUUAUCCUUAACCUUUAUCAUGUUGGACACAAUUGAUUCUGCCUUUGCAACCUGUGUAGAUCAUGAUCAGCCUGCACAUCCAUGCAGUCUGAUCAAGAUCUGCACUGUUCGCCAUUCAAACAGUAUCUUUUUGGCAAGCACCCCUUUUAAUACUUAAUGGUAAUGUCCAAAUUGAAAGAAGGACAAGUUCAUUAUAGAAAUUAAGCAUGGUGAGGGUUACUAUCUGCUAUAAAUUUGUUUCAUGUGGAUUAUUUGGCAUGUACUGUAACAAGAUAAGUAUGUAUGUGUACAUAUGUAAAUAGCUUUUAUCUACACAAAGAUUAUUUAUACUGUGUAGUUUUUACAUAACGUUUUUUCGUUAUGGUAGCCUAUGUAUCUAAAUGGCACCACUGUGUAUUUUACACUGGUCUUGUAGACUGCGUUAUAUAAUUUAUCCUAUUGUAAUGGUAACUCAUUCGACUAGGUCAAAUAAACUGUUGUCUUAAACAUUCAAUUUUAAUAAAUAUGUUGGAACAUGUGUGUAGUAAUAUACAUAAUUACGGUAUGUAACUUUUUUCAUAAUUUGUAUGAUAUGUCUAUCAUUUCAUUUGACUUAAAAAUUAAAUACCUUUUAAUAUCAAAUAUAAAUCCAUUCAAGAUAAUUAUUAUGAAUUGUAAAAUGUCCUAAUUAUUGCAGAAGAUGUAGAAAGGGUCAUUAUAUAAACCUUCUUUAAUACACCGCAAAUAUAUCAAGAUUCAUGUAAGAGUUUACUUAAGAUGUUUAAGUAAACAGUUAAAAAGUAAAGGUAAUUUUAUGUACCCUUUUUGGACCAUCUUUUUAAUGGUCUCUAGAUUCAGAAAGAUUGUAUAAUAUUAUAUUUAGGACAUGCACAUAAAUAUGUGUUUAGAAGCUCAGAAUUUUGAGGGGGAAAAAAAUCACUUUUUGUUAAAAGUUUAAGAGUACAGUUUUAUUUAUUUGAGGUAUUUUAAAUUCCUUUUUAGGGAUAUUCUCUGAAGCCACAAAACAUAAUAUGAGAAAAGUAGUCCAUUAGAACUAUCAUGGAUAAAGAAGUAACUGUAAGCAUUAAAAAUUUUAGAAAUUUUAAAAGGAAGUACAGUGAUAUUUUCCCCCUGAAAUAUUUUUUUUUUUUUUAAUUUUGCAGACAAAAUGAUUUUACUGAUUUUUUUCAAACAUAAUAUUUAUUUUAGAGGAUUUUGCCUUUUUGCGUUUUAUAUGAAAGGAAAUAAACAAUUAUGUUAUAUUUAAAAGAAAUAUUUGUAUUUUGAUACUUAAUUCUGUUGUAGCUAUCACUGGCAUGCCACAGAUAUUCAAAAAAUGCUGUAAAACUCAUUUUGUUACUUGUUUGUACCAUGUUACAUAUAGUCAUGUCAGUAGAAUGUUGGGAACCAACCGUAGCCAUGACAACAUGGUGAUGAAUAAAAAAUGUGCAAACUCA